AUGUUUCCUUAUCCGAGCGGGAGCGGUCUACACGUGGGACAUAUUCGAAAUUAUACGAUUGCUGAUGCCCUGGCUCGGUUUUACCGACUGAAAGGCUAUAAUGUGUUAAUGCCAAUUGGUUGGGACGCUUUUGGCUUGCCAGCCGAACAAUAUGCGAUACAAACUGGCAACCACCCCGCAACUUUUACUCAAGAUAAUAUCAAAAAAUUUAAGGAACAAUUACUAAAAAUGGGAUUUUCUUAUGAUUGGAGCAAAGAAAUCAACACUAGCGAGCCGGCUUAUUAUCAUAUUAAAAGUUUACAAAGAAAUUGGAUAGGAUUACAAAAAGGAACCUUUAUCGAUUUUCCCGUGGCAGAUAAAAAUUUGACAAUUGCUGUUUUUACCAAAAGCCCCCAAACCCUUUAUGGAGUAAGUGCCAUUGCCUUAUCGGUUAAACAUCCUCUUAUCACUCAAAUUACUUUUCCAGAUAAGCAAACCAAGAUAAAUAAAUUUUUUGCUAAUUUUGUGGUUAGUGAAUACGGAACGGGUGCUGUAAUGAUUAAUGCUUUUGCUCCGGAAAUAUUUACUUACAAAGAAAUACUUAAUUUGGUUAGUGAAAAGGAAUUAAAACAAAACCAACAAAUUGACUAUGCUUUUGCUAGCAGAUACGAUUUACCGAUUAAGAGGAUUUUUCAAAUAAACAACCGGAAUGGAAAAAUAAGCGGUUUUUUUGUUAACUCGCCUUUGAUUAAUAAUUUAAGCGACAAAGAAAAAGCCAUUGAAAUUAUUAAUCAGUAUUUAGAAAAAGAAAAAAAAGGGCAAAAGGGUGAACCAAUCCCGGUUAUUCAUUGGGAAAGUGGCGAAAAAGAAUUAAUCGCCGAACAAGAAUUGCCAUUAACUUUACCCCCGUUGGCAGAUUUUCGGCCUUCUUCACAAUAUUACGCUCCUUUGCAAAAAGCUACUGACUGA
Messenger RNA from Cetraspora pellucida, 948 nucleotides. NCBI's taxonomy places the organism in Eukaryota, Fungi, Glomeromycota, Glomeromycetes, Diversisporales, Gigasporaceae. The record is from the annotation of a GenBank genome assembly.